Messenger RNA from Purpureocillium lilacinum, 1851 nucleotides. RefSeq lists its product as uncharacterized. The record is from RefSeq and is a predicted model, not a curated record. Gene Ontology annotation, molecular function: 5'-flap endonuclease activity; crossover junction DNA endonuclease activity. Lineage: Eukaryota; Fungi; Ascomycota; Sordariomycetes; Hypocreales; Ophiocordycipitaceae.
AUGGGUAUCAAGGGGAUUUACCGCGAGCUGGGCCCGGGAACGCGGGUGUCGCUUUCCAAGCUUGCUGCCGACACCUUCGAGCACCAAAACAGACCGUUUCGCAUCGCCAUAGACAUUGCAAUAUGGCAGUUCCAGACGCAGGCCGCCCGAGGCGGGACAAACCCUGCGAUUCGAACCCUUUUUUACCGCCUCGUCCGCCUGCUGGGGACACCCGUCCAGCCCAUCUUCGUCUUCGACGGCCCGAAUAAGCCCGUGUUCAAGCGAAACAAGCGGUCGGGUCGAGGCGACGGCGUCGCGACCGCGCAAGCCAAACAACUUAUCCGACUCUUUGGCUUUGCAGUCCAUGACGCCCCAGGCGAGGCAGAGGCAGAGUGCGCCCUGCUCCAAAAGCACGGCAUCGUGGACGCCGUCUUGAGCGAGGAUGUGGACACAAUCAUGUUUGGAUGCACAAAGACUCUUCGGAACUGGUCGUCCGAAGGCAAAACCUCAAAGACGCCGACCCAUGUAUCCCUCUACGACGUACACGACCCCAAGAUUGCGGAAGUUGGUCUCGACCGUGAAGGCAUGGUCCUCAUCGCUCUGAUGAGCGGUGGCGACUACCUGCCGGACGGCAUACCGGGCUGCGGCGUCAAGGUGGCUUAUGAGGCUGCCAAGGCAGGCUUCGGCAAGUCCAUCUGCAGACUCAAAGCAUCCGACGCCAGCGGCAUCAAAGCCUGGAGGGAGUCGUUGACGCACCAGCUCAGAACAAACGAGCAAGGCCACUUCAGGACGAAACACCGCGCGCUAAUCAUUCCCGAAGACUUUCCAAACAUUGAGGUCCUGCGGUAUUACACUCAUCCAGUCGUGUCACCACAAUCCACGCUGGAUGCUGUACGCCAGAAACUUGAGAGGAAGCAGACGAUACAGCUCGAAGCCCUCCGCGAGUUUACGCGCGAGACGUUUGACUGGGACUACAAGAUUGGCGCAGUCAAGUUUAUUCGAGUGCUAGGGCAGUCCCUCCUCGUUCACAACUUGUCCGAAGGCGCGACAAGUCCGCACGGCUGGGUGAAGCGAAUAUCCGGGCGGCGGCAACACUUUACCACCGACGCUACGCCAGAACUGCGGCUCGCGUAUGUUCCCGAAGAGGUCGUCCCGAUCGACUUGUCAAAGGAGGUUGACGAGGUUGUGGCGUCCGGACGAGACGGCCUGGCCCUGAACAGCGACGACGACUUCGGCGCGGAUAAUGACCCUUCCGGUGCUGUCGACAGCGUCAGAGCGCCCAAAGUAUUCGACGUCACCAAGCCAGACUUGACGUGGGUUCUGGAAAGCGUGGCACGGAGAUUUAUCCCCGACACGGUCCGGUCUUGGGAGGAGGCCGCGACUGCCAAAGCUCCUCGGAAGUCGCCAGCGAAGAAAACGGCAUCGGCCCCCAAGCCCAAGAAGAGCACCGGCAUGCCUCGGGGGGCGCUCGAUGGAUUUGUACGCGUGACGAAACCGAAACCGGUACACGACGAGACUGGCCGACCGGCCGAGCUCGAACCUGGCGCAAAGGCAUCGCAGAAACCAAGGCUCAAGGUCCCGCCUCUUCUUCGGUCUCCUCCCCCGGCCAAGAUCUCUCCGAGCAAGCGGCGGUCAAGGGGCGAAACACCCAGCCCUGCCGAGGAGCAGGGCCCGCCGCCGAGCCCGUCAAGGAAGAAGAAGUCCCUAGAGCGCAGUGCUACGCUUUACUGGUCCAACGAAAGUGAAGUGGAUGAGACGGAGAGGGCUGCUAGGAUCCGUUCCGGGUCAAAGCUGCCGGAAGCUCGCGGCGUCAAGGCCGGCGUGGUGAGAUGGAGCGACGUGUCGUUGAUUGACCUUACCGGCGAUGAUUGA